AUGGCUAACAGCGAGGAGUACUGGCAGCACACAGCGCCGGCUGGGACGUGUCCUCAGCAGACCUCAGUGCAAAAUAUGGUGUACUCGCCGUACGUCAGCUCACCCCAGAAUGGCAGCAGCCAGCAAUCAAUGUUGCAGUCAGUGGCAGGUUCAAUGUACAGUUCGUCACUCAUGCCAACUCCAGCACCUCAUCGAAUCUACUCUACGACCUCCACUCAGGUGAAUGCAAAUCAGCAACCACAGACUGCAACCGCAGCCUCGGAGACGAUGAAUCCAGAGGCGGGGUCCACUCAGGGCAUUUCACAAGCUGACACAGAGGUCAUUUCAACGCCCCUUGCUGUUUCAUCUCCCGGAGGUGGUACACACGGUGUUCAGUCGCCACGCACUAGCUUCCAGUCGCCAAUGAGCAUGCCCUAUCGCUCUGCUGUAAUACCUCCUGAUGGAACUUCAGCCGGCCUUUACUUUCCAGCCCUGGAUCAGGGUCCUGUUGUCCAGAAUUUGUGGUGUUCGCAACUGCCUGCCCUUCCAGUGCAGUACCUGCCCACCAUGUGGAAUAUUCAACAGACAACCUCCACAGACUUCCUGAACCAUCUACCGACUCAGCCAGCAAGAACAGAUCAGCAGGCGAGCCAGGUCUCUAACUCACCGAUGCGGCAACCAACGGAGCAGGGUAAACCUGAGCUUUCGAAUGUGAUGGCGAAGCCGUCGGGUGAUGAUCCUGAUGUCUACGGCAAGGAUCGGCCAGAAAUGCUGGAUGCCUCAGA
This is a messenger RNA of Spirometra erinaceieuropaei, 764 nucleotides long. Lineage: Eukaryota; Metazoa; Platyhelminthes; Cestoda; Diphyllobothriidea; Diphyllobothriidae. The record is from the annotation of a GenBank genome assembly.